AUGCACGGCGGAAACUACCCAAGGGAAACCGAGGCGCGACGGGCUGGCUGGAGGGACUGCGGUGGUGCGGCAGAAGAGCAGGAGCGCGGCGAAGCUUCCGUCGAGCAGCGCUGGGCACGAGACAAAGAGAGGGAGAGGUGGGAGUCAAGGCGUGAAACAGAGGCUUCACGGGCGCUGGUGGCAGCUUCGCGUGACUGGGCAGUGGGCUCGGUGGUUUCGUGUGGGUACAGCGCGGACGGUGCUUGGUGGCGUCGCGGCACGCGGAUAAGCUUUGGGUUGGACAAAAGUUGGAUGAACUUGCCCGAUAGGCUUCGUUCACCUGCAUACGCCGAGGGGGUUAACACUUUCCUGACCCUAGCUAGAAACCACUCCCGAGGAAUUGAUCGCAUUCGGUGUCCAUGCCGUGAAUGCCGUAAUAUGUUCUUCUUGCCUAUAUUUGAAGUGGAGAGUCACUUGUACAUCAAAGGGAUCAAUCCAAAUUAUACCCAUUGGAUAUUUCAUGGGGAGGAGGAAACACGAAGUUUCAAUGCCGACGACGAAGAUAGUGAAAGAGAUGGUGCUGACGAGUACAUUGAUGACAUGGUCCAUAUGUUAGAUGACAUCCGGUCAGGCACAUUCGUUGAUGUGCCCCAAGAUCAUACAGAUCCAUUACCAACUAGUGGAUCAAUACUAGAUGAUCCCUCCUCAAGUUCAUCUUUCGAUCAGCUACUAGAGGAUGCCCGACGUCCACUUCUUCCUGGCUGUACAAAGUUCUCAAAACUAUCAUUCAUUGUGAAGUUGUUACACAUUAAGACACUGGGUGGAUGGUCAAUAAAGUCGUUUGAUAUGCUACUUAACUUGUUGCGGGCUGCCUUUCCCGAUGCAGAACUUCCACAGUCAUAUGAGGAGUCAAGGUCAAUGGAGCGGAGUCUGGGUUUCAACUAUCACAAAAUUCAUGCAUGUCCCAAUGACUGCAUCCUGUUUUGGAAGGAAAAUGCUUAUCUUAAUGAAUGUCCUACCUGUGAUAUGAGAUGGCAUAAAGAACAACGACUGACUGAUCAGGCUACUAUGAGACAUCCUGCAGACUCAGAGUCCUGGAAGAGAUUUGAUGAAGAACAUAGUUGGUUCGCUCAGGAUGCUCGCAAUGUAAGGCUUGGGAUGGCAAGUGAUGGUUUCAAUCCCUUCAACAAUAUGGCUAAACCGUAUAGCAUUUGGCCAGUAAUCCUAGUCCCGUAUAACUUGCCGCCCUGGUUGUGCAUGAAAGAUCAGUUCUUCAUGACAUCCCUCAUUAUUCCUGGGCCAAAAUCUGCAGGUAAUGACAUCGAUGUAUACUUGCAACCGUUGCUAGAUGAAUUGAUUGAAUUUUGGGAACAUGGGAUACCUACGUUUGAUGCCUCCACAAAGGAAACAUUCAUGUUGCAUGCUGCUUUAAUGUGGACAAUUAAUGACUUCCCUGCUUACGGGAAUCUUUCUGGCUGGUCGACAAAAGGAAAAUUGGCAUGUCCAUCCUGUAAUGAGGGCACAGACUCCAAUUGGUUGAAGUAUGGUAGGAAACAUUGUUAUAUGGGACAUCGUCGCUUCUUGCCGCCAGAUCACAUGUGGAGAAGGAGAAAACAUUUGUUCAAUGGUAAAGAAGAUCAUCGCAUGCUACCAAGUGUUUUAGAAGGAGUUGAUGUUUUAGCUCAACUACAGAUGCUUGGGGACGUGCAAUUUGGUAAAGCACGUCGAAAGAGAAAACGUACUGCUGAAGAGUUGAACUGGACAAAGUAUAGCAUAUUUUUCAAACUACCGUAUUGGGCAACCCUGCGUCUUCGAUAUAAUCUAGAUGUCAUGCAUAUUGAGAAGAAUAUUUUUGAUAACAUCUUGUGGACUUUAAUGAAUGUUCCUGGUAAAACUAAGGAUAACAUCAAUUCUCGACGUGAUUUGGAGAUUUUGGGUUACAGAAAAGAAUUACACUUGAAGUAUGAAGGUGAACGUGUUACAAUGCCACAUGCAUUGUACACAUUACACGGUGAUGAAAGGAAUAAAUUUUGUGAAUGGUUGGCUGAUGUGAAAUUCCCAGAUGGUUUCGCUUCCAAUAUCUCGCGUUGUGUUUCUAUACGUGAUUGCAAAAUUUCGGGAUUGAAAAGUCACAACUGUCAUGUUUUCAUGCAAAGACUACUCCCUAUUGCUGUUGGGGGGUAUUUACGAAGUGAUAUUGCCUUGGCCUUGAUUGAAUUGAGCACUUUCUUCAAGGAGUUGUGUGCCCGAACCCUAGAUGUUAACCGUCUAUCCCAACUCCAAACUGAUAUCAUCACAAUCCUAUGCAAAUUGGAGAUGAUAUUUCCCCCUUCUUUUUUCGAUAUCAUGGUCCACCUAGCUGUCCACUUACCCCGUGAGGCCAUACUUGGAGGUCCAGUACAAUACAGGUGGAUGUAUCCAUUUGAGAGGUAUCUCGGCAAGUUCAAGAGGUAUGUUAAGAAUAAAGCCCGCCCAGAAGGCUCAAUAGCCGAAGCCUACAUUCACAUCGAAUGCUUGACUUUUUGCUCAAUGUAUCUCCAAGAUAUUGAGACGAAGUUUACUCGAAUGGAUCGCAAUGUUGAUGGUGGAGAAGCGGAGAAUAUAGAUGGAUUCAAGAUUUUCAACCAAAAAGUUCGACCCAUUGGUAUGGCUUUAAACUUGCAAUUAUCAAAUAAACUCUUUACGGAAGCCACCUGGUACGUCCUCAACAACUGCGAUGAGAUUGCAUCCUACCUAAAGUAA
Molecule: messenger RNA, 2721 nt
Organism: Juglans regia (Persian walnut)
Lineage: Eukaryota; Viridiplantae; Streptophyta; Magnoliopsida; Fagales; Juglandaceae
Exons: 4
Coding region: 1-2721 (906 amino acids)
Source: RefSeq, a predicted model, not a curated record